Molecule: messenger RNA, 24274 nt
Organism: Lymnaea stagnalis (great pond snail)
Lineage: Eukaryota; Metazoa; Mollusca; Gastropoda; Lymnaeidae
Source: the annotation of a GenBank genome assembly
GUACGUAGUGCUUGCAUUAAAAAAAACAACCCAACAAACAAACAUGGCAGCCUCCAUGAGACUUCGACAUCCAAUUCAAGCACUAUACCAGAAACAUCUAAUCUUUCCUAAAUUUAUUAUCAAUUAUCAACUUAAUAUCGUAAGGGGAUUAAACAGUUUAAAAGUAGGUAUUUUUAAAUUGAUGUUUAACUGAUGCAUUAAACUUUAAUUAAAGUUAAUUAUGAGGUAAGACUCGCCAUUGGGGGGGGGGGGGGGGAUUUUCAGUAGUACUAGUGUCAGUAGUCUCAGUAGUAGUAGCAGACAUUAUGAGUAGGCCUAAAAAUAAUAUUGGCAUUGGGUCAGCUUACCGCUUACGUUCUCUUCGCCACGGCUUGUGGCAGUGUCAGGGCAGAGUCACUGAAACUGAUUGCCACUAAGGCCACUUGUUGAAACAUAGCCCACACAUUUAAUAAUUGAAUCUCUAUUUUGACCAAUUCAAUAAUAUAAAUAUAAUAAAAUAAUAACUGAAACUGAAGCCCAAUGACUACUGACUACUAGUCUAAUGAACUAAUCACCCCCUUAAAAUGUCACCCAUGCAUUAUAGUAAUGAGAGAGGCUACAAAUAUUACAAAUAAAUACUAGAACUAGAAGUUCUACGUGGGGGGUUGAUCAAAUAUCUUUUUUUUUAGUGCAGUUGUUUUGUCGGGCGAUAAUUGAUUGAUAUAAGGUUCCCACGCAUUCCCCAAAACAGGAAAUAGUUUGGAAUUUGGUAAAAAAUAUUCCUAUUUGUGAAAACCAGAAAAAAUGGGCAUUCUUCUAAGGAUAUUGUCCAGCUCAUCUGGAAUUUUUUUAAUUAGAAAAAAUUUGGAUUACAUGAAAAUGGAUGUUAAUCACAGAUGUAGUCUAUUUUUAGCCCUUCUGUUAUCAAAAUGCUUUUGCGAUGUAACUUUGGAAAUUUAACUUUGUUCUGCACUGCUUUGCCAGAUCGGAUAUUUUUUUUCUGUUCACUUCACCGAUCAAAAGAUGUUUGGGUAAGAAAGGUGUAAAAUACAGUAAAUAAUUAUUUGAAUGUAUUUUUCUUGUUUUUAAUAGUGUUUUAAAAAUUAUGAUUAGAAAACUAAAUGUUCAAUUGCUGUCUAAAAUGACUAAAGAGUCUAAGCUUAGCUUUAGCCUACUCUGUUAAGCUAUUUUUAAGUUUUCCUGUAGGAGUAAUUUAAAAAUACUAUGCCUAAUUUGAAUUAGCAAUAAAGGGUAUUUUGCUGAAUAAAUGUUGUUCUGGUAUGGCUUUUUGAGGAAACAGAAAUCAAAUAUCCAAAUUCAGCCAAAUUUACAAGAAAACUAUUGUUACCGUUUCCAUCUUCAUAUUUAGCUGAAUGUGGAUUUAGUGCCAUAAAUGAUUUGUUGCAACAAUAAAAAAGGAAAUCGGCUGGAUAUAACACAACAGGGAGAUUUGAGGCUGAAGCUAGCUAAAUUGGAACCCUAACAUAAAAUCUCUUUGCAGCAAGCAUCAAGCACAAACAUCUCACUAAAUUUAAAUAAUAAAUAAUUAAUAAUAAUUAAAAUAUUAUAGAAAAUUAUUUCAUUAAAUUAUUUUUACUUGAAUUUCAGUGCUCUAUUAUAUGUUUUGAAAUUUUACUUACUAUUUUUCCUCACCAAUCUCCUAGUGAUUUCUUCCUAAAACCUAUCAUAUAAGUUUCUUCAGUGAACUACCAUAUUUUUUAAAAAUUAUGUAAAUGAUAAAUGGGGGGGCAUAAUAAUUUUAGAAAGACUAAUGUAGGGCAUGGCACAAAAAAGGUUGGGAAACACUGGUCUUUAUGAUGUAUCCCUUACUAUAAACCUAAUAUGAAAAUAUAUUAAUUCUGUUUUGUUUCACUAUUCAGGGUUUAAGGUAAAUAAAAUAAUGCCCAACAGUUCCUAUAAAGACUGACGGUUAGGACAGCAACCAUGAUUGAACAAGCCAUCAUUACUACACUUUCCUGGAAAAAUUGAUAUCAAAUAUAUUUGCUGGAGAGUUCUCAGACUCAGGUGCAGUUUCGAUGUGAAAAUGUUUAAGAAACAUCAAUAAUCUGAUGAGACUUCAUAUAUCUAGUUCAGCCUUAUCACCUACCUUAGGCGUCCACUUCUGCAACUUCUCAGUCACGCUACCGACUUGUGUGUCCAAAAUAUAACUAAACCCUGAUUGGAGAGAUUUUAUAGACACUAAAGUGUGUUCACUCGAACUAACCAUUUUGAUCGCAAGAAGAAAUCAUUUACUCAAUAUAUGAAAAGAUGCUUUCCGCUUUUGGUAGCUAUAUGGAUGUUCUAAAAGAAGAGAACAAAGGAGAACAAAUUGCAAAAGUUUUCCUUGCACUUAAAAAGUAAACAACAUUUCAAAAGUAAAUUAAAAAAAAUUGCAAUUGCUAGGAAAUUGAAUAAAUAUUUACGUGUAUACACCUUUAUUGCUUAAUUUUGUCUAUCAGUGUUGUUUUUUAUAUUAUUGUUUUUGCUCUUACAAUUUCAUGCUUGUUUUUAUAUUAUCAACUAAUCUGUUGUGUUGCCAUAGUCAGAAAUUGUUUGCUUUUUAGUUGGAGAAAGUUCAGAAAGUAAGGAUUUUUAUUUCAAAAAAAAAAAAAAGUGGGAACCCUGUUUAUAAUAAGUGUUUUUAUAAAAUAAAUAAUCCCUUUCAAUGAGAGUUUUAAUUUCUGAGCUCUCUUUGUAUACCGGAAUGGUGCUGUGAAUUACAAAAGAUGCAUGGAGAGGAAGUGUGUUUUAAAUAACUUCUUUCUGCUUGCAUUUCUAUCUAGUUGGUCAAUUUGUUAUUUGUUUUUGUUGAGAGACACUCUACCACUCAAUUAUCAGUUGAUCAUCUAUCUCGUGCUCACAUGAAAGGUCGCAUCUGAUUUGUGUCAACAUCACUUCUGCUUCGUUUUGUGAAUGGCAGGAGAAGGGUUGGUAAAAGGGAGCUUAUGUGAGAGCUGUAGGAUUUUGGGGAUUUAAAAAAAAAGUAAUUUAUACUUGCUUUGUUGUUAAUAUACGGAUUAAAAUUUUAGCUUUAUUUUAGGUUAGCGGAAUGGGAUUUGGCAAGAGUUUUGUCCCCAUAAGCACAGUGACAUCACUUAAGAGAAUCCCAAAACUGGACUAGAGAGAAUAGACCAGUUAUUAGACGAUGUGUGUGAUAACUUUCCUAUUCUUCACUGAAGAAUCUGCAUCAUAAUAAUCUAAAUAUGACAAUCGAUUGGGUUUAUAUGAAAAAUAUUAAAAUGAAAUUUUCCAUUCAUUUUUAUUAAAAUUCAACUUACAAAGUUCAAAAGAAAUGAUAAAGGAACUCGUCUAUGUUGAUGGCUGGAAAAAGACUGGCAUGGCUAAAAAUGAUGUCUUUUUAUUUUUUUAUCACUUUUUAUUUCUGCACUCAGAGAUGUGUAUUUCAUUUGAGCAACUGAACAAGAAUUAAAGCAUUGGUUAGAAAAAGGCCAUCAGAAGCUGCAAGUGUCACUCCAUUAAUUACCAACACUGAGUGGGGAAAAAAAGGGGGGGGGGGCGGGGUUUGCAGGUUUUGAUUCUGGAGGCCUGUGCAAAAUGUGCCUAUACCUAGUAGAUUUAUACUCAAAUUCUGAAACAAUUAUCUUAAAAUUCUUUCAGUUUCAGUCCAUUAAUAGCAUAUUUAUAUUUCAAAGAAAGCCAAUUGUCAGCUAAAAUUGUGUGUGUGAGUGAAAUCCAUGGUUGCUCAUUAUUUUCAAAGGUUAAAGGUUAUAAAAACAUAGACACAAUGUUUGGUAAUGAAACAAAAUUUGUUUUGCGUUUUCAACUUGGUGUAAAUAGCAACAGUAAUAUUUUGCCUAGUCACAGCAUAUUUUUCUUCCGCGCCAGUGAUGUGAUUUGUGAAAAAAUUAGUUUGUUUGUGUGAACCAAACAGUGGGAUGCUAUUAGGAAGAUUGAAUUUUAAUUUUUCUGCCUUUUCAUGGCCAAAGAUUGAACAUGGUAGAAUAAGACUUACAAUACAAAAAAACAACAACAGCAGUGGGUAAACUUUAUGAAAAUUCUUUUGUGUGUUUUAAUGUUCCUCCCUACCUCACCACAUUUUGGAAAACUGAAAUCUAUUUCAGUAAUGAAUGCAUUUUAAGAAGAUUUAAAUUUAUUUUCUACUUGUUAGUAAUUUAAACUCCGGUUUGAUAGGAAGUCUUUUUAAAAAAGUUUUAAAAAUAUUUUUGGUUCUUUUGUACAAUUUGUUUGAUGGUUUUUGUUUAGGACAAAAAGAUGAUAUUUAGCUGAUAAGUCAUUAUUAAGUUUUAUAAACUGUGGUUAAUCAUAUUAUAUUAUGAAUUAUAUACAUAAGUGAGAAUUUGUUGGUGUGUUUGUUAGUUCCACAAUGGAUUGAUGGAUCUUGACCAAAUAUGGCACAUAUAUCCAUCAUUACCCAGAAUCAAAUACUGGGGGGUUUGAACUUUUUAUAACAUUCCGUUUGAGACUGGGGGCCCCGAUUUGUUUUUUUGUCUAAUAUGAGCUAUAUUAAUAAAAUUAACAACAAAUACUCCCACAUGAAUUGAUGGAUCUUGACCAAACGUAGUACACAUACACUUGAUUAUCCAUAUUCAAUACUGAAGGGUACUGUUCUCAUAAUAUCCAUUCCUCUGGGGCCAGGGGCCCCAUUUCAUUUUUCCUUCUUUGAGCUAUAUAAAUAUCAAUAGACUUAGACAACAUUAUAGGUUCUAUGUGAAUUGAUGGAGAUAGGCGUAGCUUUGUAGCAAUACACUUCAUUGUCCGUAUUGAAAUAUCGGUGGAUUUAAAACUAACAAUAUCCAAUCUAGAAAUUUCCAGAAGUUCGAAAACUUUAAAAAGCUAUAUCUAUGGCAUUAUUAAAUAGAUUUUAACGGAACAAAUUUUUAAUUUUAAAUCCAUAAUUUAUUUGAGUGAUUGUUAUGGGGCUGAACUGAUUCGUUACAAUUGUGGAAUGGGCAGCCACUGGGAACCAUCUUUCAACGUAAAUUUACUAUAGUUAUAGUAGUGCAUUUAGUCGUGUAAUUUUUCUUAUUCGAAGAAUAAUUACUUAGAAAAGACAUUUAUUUUUUACAUGUUUUGAGGAAAAUAUUACUUCAAUCUAUAAUGUUCUAGAAAGUUCUACAUUUUUCUACGGGCAUACAUAAUGGAAUCUAAAAGCUGAUUAAAAUGUUAGCUUAGUUCUAUAUUUUUCUACGGGGAUAUAUAAUGGAAUCUAAAAGCUGAUUAACAUGUUGGCUUAGUUCUAUAUUUUCAUGGGUAUUUUCUUUAAACAGGCCCUUCAUAAUCCCACCGGGAACAAAAUCCCCAUGGGAACAUGAUCCCAACGAGGUAGAGGAUCCUAAAGGUGAAUGAAUAAACGCGAUCCCAUGAAGUGAAGGGAUCAAAUAGAGAUCCUUUCAGCAAACAGGAUCUCAUUAGAGAAGAUUCCAACAGGAAGUGGGAUCCUAAUGGGAUCGGGAUUCCACCUGAAAAAGGGAAAAAGGUAUCCUACUUGAAAAUGGGAUCCCAUCGGGAUUUCAACUAGAUCGGGAUCCUAAUGAAAAUAGGAUGCCAUCAGGAUGUUGGAUCUUAUUUGAAAAAGAGAUCCCAAUUGGAUCGGGAUUCCAAUAGGAAUAGGAUCCCAUUGGAAAAUUGUAUCCUACUUGGAAAUUGUAUCCCAACAGUUCGGAAUCCCACAGGGGUUGGGAUCCCAUUUGGAGAUGGGAUCCCAAUGGGGUCAGGAUCCCAAUGGGUUCAUGAUACCGACGGGAUAGGGAUACAAAUGGGGUCGGGAGGCAGUCCAGGGCAACGCCGGGUAUAUUGGCUAGUAUUACUAAUAAUUUUGAUUUGAUAUACUAAUCAUAUUAUGAUUUUUAGAAAGGAUGUUUUCUCAAAAAAUAAAACAAUAAAGGCCAAACCACUAUCAUCCACAGACAAAAUCAACAGAAGUUUCAGGUGGUCAUAUCACAACAGAUUCAAAAGUAGAUGCAGUGGUAGCUUCGAAGUUGGAUGAAGACCAUGUUGGCAAAAGUGGCCACAUAAGUUACAAAAGCCAUCCUGGUAUCAUACAACGAAGGAGAUCACAAUUACCAACACGACUAGUCAAAGCCAUCAAAAUUUUAUUGGAAAGCAAGUAACAGUAUCAGUUAUGUUAGCCAUCUGUUAAAGAUUUCAUCAGUUAGAUGUGGAUGUUUUAAAACAAUGUGUUUUUAAUCCUUUACGCAGCCCUCCCCUCCCCACCCCCGGCUGAAAAUUACUUAGAACAGUAUGGCUAAAUAGUUUACUUAGACACGAACAACUUGUGUCAAUAUAAUAAUUUAUGUUAAGCUUUAAUAAUAAUUUUAUAUAAUACACAAAUAAACGUUUCGGCACAUGCCUUCAUCAUCAGUUUAACAACAAAACAUUUAUAUAAGUAUCAAUUAAAUUUACAUAAUAUAGAUGAACAUAUAUCCUAACCUAAAAAAAAGAGAGACAAAUAUGAGUGGCCGCAAAAACCAUACAGAAACAAAGUAAAGAAAAAUGGGAAGGAAGCGAUUUGAAGUAAAAUGUAAAAAAUCAAACAGGAAAAAGACAUGGCAGCUUUAUCGCAGUCCAACACUCUUAUGACUAAAUAGGGAAUGAGCUCACCAUUCUUUAAGAUUCAUAUUAUAAAAUGUUCAUUGUUAACUGGGAGGGUUAUCUGAAACACCAUUCAGAUGCUUAUUGCAAAAUAUCAUUUAUGUUGAUUCUCAAGCAGCUUGAUGGCGGCCUAAUUUCAAUUUGUCCUUGGGUCGUUCAAAGAUUGUGGGAAACAUUGCACUCAGAAUUUCAUGUGACUCUUUUGCCUGAAUAUAUUUUGCUAGCCCUGCAGUGAGCCUGAUUUGUAACUAGGAGUUAAAUGGGCACAGCUAUUCUUAGGAUUAAGGAAAUCCAUGAAUAAAACACAUCUCUACCACCCAAGGGGAAGGCUGGGCAAAUGGUAAAGUGGAAGAUUGGGCAUCUGUUAUAAAUCGGCUGUCAAAGGUAUAAAAAAUAAUAACACAUAGAGUAGGGAAAAACGUAUAGAAAGACAAAACAGGGUUUCCCCAUCUCUGUGUGUUACAGUAUAUUUCUUAUUGCUUCAACCUGAACGCUGUCCUCCCGUCAUGCUGUCAAAUUGGGCUUCAGCUAACUUAUAUAACUUUUUCAAAUAGUUAAUAUUUGGAUCAAGAGGCAUAGUUAUUUAAUUAAGGAGCUCAAUUUUGAUUCCUUGGCAUCCAUAAUGAGGGUCUAGUGGGGGUUGUCCCAUGAUUUAAUCUCCAAAUCAGACAGCAAAAAGUCCCAACUCAAACACAAAAGAAAUCCCAACUCAUACAACAACAAAAAGUUGUGAUCUUUUAAUGUUGUAAUAAAUUAUCUCUUUCAAUCUUACCCUGCAGGAUAUCCAAUCAAAACAUUGUUAACGGAGAAAGAAAAGUUAUUGAGAUACCUGCAGCAAAGACAGGUUCCACUGAGCUCUUUAGAGUUGACUGAGAGGGCAAGGGCGGUAGAAGAUGACAUUCAUAGUAAAGGUUUGUUUUUUCCUCUUUUUUGACAAGCAUUCUCUGAUUUAAAUACAUCUUAGAUACUUGGCAAACACUUCCUGAAUUUUAAAAAUAUCGUUAAGUUGUUUGCCACAUAAUUAGGUGAUUAAAGAAAUGAUCAUGCCGGCUGUGUAAAAAUUUGUUUUAUCUUUGACUCAACUUCUCUGUAGGACGUCUAAUAUUCACUGGUCUUGAAAUACAUUUUGUUUUUACAUACAAAAAUAAGUAAUGUAAUCAUGCAUGUAAUUUCCAAAGGAUUUUUAAAAAAACCAAAAAAACGUUUAGUUUACUCUGUAAAAUAUUUGAGGAUCUAAUAUUGGCUUUGAAACAUUGUACGGUUUCUAAGCAAAACAUGACACAAAUUAUUUUUCUCUUUUAAGAGGGUAACAGACUGCAGGGUUUAACAGGGCCAGAUUUACUGGCAGCUACUGAAACACUCAGGCAGAAGGUGCUGAACAGACUGCGACACACUACAUAUCACUGGAAGCCUAUGGAGUAAGCUUGCAUUUAAAUUAGAUUUUAAGUUGCAUGCCCAGUGGUUAGGGAAGAGAUCAGGUCCUGUAGUGUUUAGUCUGCAGAAGAAGGCAUCCAGCCGACCGUAACGUUCAGUCUUUUGACUGUCCUGUAUUUUCAUUCCAAGAUUAAACCUACAUUAUUCUACCCUUUCCUGAAGUGUUACUUGACUGUAUCUUUGUCUUAUGUUUGGCAUUUGUUGUUUCUCACUUUUUCCUUAAAAAUUUGAUUUUUUCAAAAAAAAGCAACAGAUCUUGUGAUUUUGAUGAUACAGUGACCUAUCAAUUUUUUCCUUAUCAUUAUUGAAUAUUUCAAGUUGAGUUAAGUUGUGUCUGUUUUAUAAUCUAGUUAUUUAUUUAUUAUCUGUUUGUUAUCUAUUUAUUAUCUAUUUCAUUUUGUUAUCUUAUUGUCUCCUCCAAGCAUAGUUUUCUUGUUGGGCAUCCAUGGUUUUGCUAACCAAAGUUUUGAUCUGUUCCAGUCCAUUUGAGAGAUCUCAGAGUCACUUGCAUAACUCAUUCUGGGUUUUAAGCUUGUUUUGAAGCAUUUGCUUACCAGCUGAUUAAAAUAAAACAAAAAACAAACUUAGAUGACUAACUUAAAGCGAGAAUCCACAUCACCAACUUCAUGCAUAUUUAAGAUAGGUCUGCUCCAAGAAUGUUAAGUUGAACCUUCUCUGAACCGCAGGGAUUUAAAAUGUAAGAAUGUUGCAUCUGCCUUGGAAUGGCCACAAAACGCUUUUGAAAAAAAAAAAAAAAAAGCGUAGGCUAUAAAAAAAAAGCUGUUGCCAUUUUUUCCCCCUCCAGCUGUUUACAGCGAGCCCAACUAUUUUUUAAGUUGAACCUUCUCGGAACCGCAGGGAUUUAAAAGGUAAGAAUGUGGCAUCUGCCUUGGAAUGGCCACAAAACGCUUUUGAAAAAAAAAAAAAAAAAAAGCGUAGGCUAUAAAAAAAAAGCUGUUGCCAUUUUUUCCCCCUCCAGCUGUUUACAGCGAGCCCAACUAUUUAAUUGACUCUUCAGUAAGACAACAACCAUCAUUGUGAACCACUACCUCCAGGAGCCCUUAGAAUCUCACAUCCAGCCUGCAAUAAAUGUUUCCUCUCAUGCACCACAUUGUGUGCUCAAGUUUAUCCUGAGCUUCAUUCUUAAUUCUUUCCCAAUAUAAUUUAUUCCUUGCAAGUUCACCCCGCAAAGUAGUGAGUGGGGCUCAAGCCAGUCUUGCAAAUACAGUAGAACCCCGUUAUGCCAAAAAGCGUUAAGAUAACCGAUGAUUGAGAUCAACGAAAACCAAUAUGGCGGUAAUAUAUUAACAUGUGCUUGAAAUUUCUUAAUGUACAUGAUGUGCGUUAAUAAAUGUAGGUACUUCCAUAAAAAAAUUUAAAAUAAAAAAAAAAAUUACAAUUAUUUCGAGCCAAUUUCAAAAUUUAAAAAAAUGAAAUCAGAAUCAACUUUUUAACCUUAGAAUUUUUUGAACUACGAAUUUUUAUAAUAAGAGUUUGUUUGGUAUUUUCUACUAUGGACAAAGCUUCCACAUUUUGGGACCUCCUUCUGCUAAUCGUGUCUUGCGCAAUGACUAUAUAGUUUAUAUAAGGCAAGGCUUCCCCUUUUACUAAAACACUAUUUAGUGACUACUUAUUUUGAACUUUCAACUUUGGCACAUGACUAUUUCAUUAAAGCUUUCCCCGAACCAAUGGUUUAAUAGCUUUUGCACACGGCAAACUCAUAUGAAUGAAACUCUGAAGUAGUACCAUGGCAUAGCCAUUAUGCCAGUGACCAUGAAUGACUUCCCAUGAGAACAUUUUGCACUCGGCAAAUUAUGAUUGUUUAUAAUAUGGACCUUACCGGGUUUUUAAACGUCCAAUUAAAACAUAUUUUUAAAAAUUAAUUCUAGGUUCAUUCAAAAACACAAGUCCUGUAUUUUGAGAAAGAAAUAUUUAUUUCUAAUUAUGCACAACUUGUUUAUUUUUUGUUUGCUAUUUCUUCUUGUGGAAUUCAAAAGCUGGCUAUUGGUCAUGGGAAUCGAGAUAACCGAGGUUAAGUGACAAAUUUGGCCACCUUUUGUGCUCGCGAUAUCAGGGUUAGGCGACGUAAAAUAAUCUACAUAACCGAGGAGAAAAUUAGGUGGUUCUGCGUCAAUAGCGUUAACUUAACAGGGUUGGCGUGUUAACUGAGGUCAAGAUAAGUGGGUUUAACUGUAGUCCAGAAAUUUUGUUUUGUGUCUUGACAUGACUCUGUAAGUAGACGUGUCAAGAAAUAUUUCAUAUUUCUUCUGAUCUCAUACUGUUUUAAUGUAACCAGAUGACUUUUUUGAACAUUUGGUAGUUGUCUACACAGUCUUCCAUCUGUAUUUCUUAGCCCUUCUUAAGUGCUACGAUUUUGGCUUGAUGUUCAGGUGCAAAUGAUGUUCAGGUACAAAUGAUGUUCAGGUACAAAUGAUGUCAGGUACAAAUGAUGUCAGGUACAAAUGACGUUUUCAUUUAGAAAAAGUUGAUUAAUUUUAAAUACAUUUCUUUGUCAUUUGUACAAGUCAGAACUUUUUAAGUUAAAACUUGAUAUCUUGCACUAUUCUUAGAUAUGAUGCAGUCAUGUCUUAUAUCUACAUGGUGGGGUGCGUGGCAUCAAAUUACUCCGUUCUAAUGCAGUGUUUUACCGAGGUAAAGAAAUUAGUCAUUUGUUUUGUUCCAAUGCCCAGGUUUUUUAAAGAUAUUCCUUAAAUUUAAUAACUCAAAAUUAUUAUAAAAUUUUUAAAAGAAAUCCUUCUGUUACCCUUGGAGGUAACGCGUACAGUAUAUUCUCAAGGUCCCAUUUUAAAAGUAUCAUUUAAACUAUAAAACUUCAGUACUUUCUCAUUUUACUCUUCAGAUUUCACAACGAGACCCUGACUUCAAACCUACAACUGUUUAUAAUUUUGGUAGCAGAGUUGGAGCAGCCAUAUGGUAGGAUUUUACCUCAAUGCGCUGAGAGAUGAUAUUAAGAUGGCAAAUGCAUAUUAAUAUUAAGAUACUAUUGAGAAACUAGUAACCCUUGUUCACUGUUGAUGAGAAACUAGAUAAACUUAUUCACUGUUGUUGUGAAACUAGAUACCCUUAUUCACUGUUGAUGAGAAACUAGAUACCCUUACUCACUGUUGUUGAGAAACUAGAUACCCUUGUUCACUGUUGUUUUGAAACUAGAUACCCUUGUUCACUGUUGUUUUGAAACUAGAUACCCUUGUUCACUGUUGUUUUGAAACUAGAUACCCUUGUUCACUGUUGUUUUGAAACUGGAUACCCUUGUUCAUUGUUGUUGAGAAAUUAGAUACCCUUGCUCACUGUUGUUUUGAAAUGAGAUACUCUUGUUCACUAUUGUUGAGAAACUAGAUACCCUUGUUCACUGUUGUUGAGAAACUAGAUACCCUUGCUCACUGUUGUUUUGAAACGAGAUACCCUUGUUCACUGUUGUUGAGAAACUAGAUACCCUUGUUCACUGUUGUUGAGAAAUUAGAUACCCUUGCUCACUGUUGUUUUGAAACGAGAUACCCUUGUUCACUGUUGUUGAGAAACUAGAUACCCUUGUUCACUGUUGUUGAGAAACUAGAUACCCUUGCUCACUGUUGUUUUGAAACGAGAUACCCUUGUUCACUGUUGUUGAGAAACUAGAUACCCUUGUUCACUGUUGUUUUGAAACAAGAUACCCUUGUUCACUGUUGUUUUGAAACGAGAUACCCUUGUUCACUGUUGUUUUGAAACGAGAUACCCUUGUUCACUGUUGUUUUGAAACGAGAUACCCUUGUUUACUGUUGUUGAGACUCUAGAUACCCUGAUUCACUGUUGAUGAGAAACCCAACAUGGCUGCCCCCCUGCUGUGCCAACUACAAUCUUCAAAUUAGAUCAUCUUUUAAAUUAACUCCUGCUUGAUUUCAAGAAGCCCUUCCCUUUCCAGACCCUCUCACUUUACUUCCCUCUCUUCUAGUUUCUGCCACUCUCAUCUCUCCCUAACGUGGAUGUCCUCUUUAAACUUAUAUGUUUUCACACCAAGAUUUUUCCCAUAUGUUAUGAACUGGAUCAAGGAGCGUGAACGUUUGCUUAUGGAAGUUGUUGAUCGAGAGUUGUUGAGACGUUUUGUGAGGGCGAUUCGAAAUUGGUGGGGGGGGGGGAGGUUAAAUAAGGUUAGGCAUGGAGUUAUGUUGUUGUCAGUGUGCUGAGUGAUCAUUGUAGUGAGACCGUGCAAGCUAGUUAGUCAGUGGAGAUGAGAGUUGUCUGAGUGAUCAUUAUAGUGAGAUGGUGCAAGCUAGUUAGUCAGUGGAGAUGAGAGUUGUCUGAGUGAUCAUUGUAGUGAGAUGGUGCAAGCUAGUUAGUCAGUGGAGAUGAGAGUUGUCUGAGUGAUCAUUGUAGUGAGAUGGUCCAAGCUAGCUGGUCAGUGGAGAUGAGAGUUGUCUGAGUGAUCAUUGUAGUGAGAUGGUGCAAGCUUGUUAGUCAGUGGAGAUGAGAGUUGUCUGAGUGAUCAUUGUAGUGAGAUGGUCCAAGCUAGUUAGUCAGUGGAGAUGAGAGCUGUCUGAGUGAUGUAAGAUGGUGCCAGCUAGCUAGUCAGGGGAGAUUAGAGCAGUCUGAGGACAAGAGCCAGGGUAGUGAAGAUAUUUGUGGAGAACAUUUUGUCAGCUGCCAGUUGUGGUAAUAAUAAAUAAUUGAUAUGACUUCAUUGAACUUUGGUUGUUCAAAUUAAGUGUGGACCAAACAGGAUUGUGUGCGUAGUGAAGUAAGAAAACGUUGCCACUAAUGACACCAAGGAUCGUAAGAUUUGACACACACGGAACCUCCUAACAGAAGAAGGUCGCACGAUUUCAAAGCACAGAACUUUCAUCAGAAAAAGAUCAUAACACCAUACUAAUGCCUGUCCAUGGUUAUCUGUUUCUAAUGCCUGUCCAAGGUGACCUGUUUCUAAUGCUUGUCCAAGGUGACCUGUUCCUAAUGCCUGUCCAUGGUUAUCUGUUUCUAAUGCCUGUCCAUGGUUAUCUGUUUCUAAUGCCUGUCCAUGGUGAUCUGUUUCUAAUGCCAGUCCAAGGUGAUCUGUUUCUAAUGCCUGUUCAAGGUGACCUGUUUCUAAUGCCUGUCCAUGGUUAUCUGUUUCUAAUGACUGUCCAUGGUUAUCUGUUUCUAAUGCCUGUUCAAGGUGACCUGUUUCUAAUGCCUGUCCAUGGUUAUCUGUUUCUAAUGCCUGUCCAUGGUUAUCUGUUUCUAAUGCCAGUCCAAGGUGAUCUGUUUCUAAUGCCUGUCUAAGGUGACCUGUUUCUAAUGCCUAUCCAUGGUUAUCUGUUUCUAAUGACUGUCCAUAGUUAUCUGUUUCUAAUGCGUGUCCAUGGUUAUCUGUUUCUAAUGCCUGUCCAUGGUUAUCUGUUUCUAAUGCCUGUUCAAGGUGACCUGUUUCUAAUGCCUGUCCAUGGUUAUCUGUUUCUAAUGCCUGUCCAUGGUUAUCUGUUUCUAAUGCCUGUCCAAUGUGACCUGUUUCUAAUGCCUGUCCAUGGUAACUUGUUGCCUAUGCCCAAUCAUGAUGACCUGUUCUAUUUUCCUGUCCAUGGUGACCCUUUGCUGUGUUAUUAUCCAGUUCUCCCAUUGUUCUGUUUACAUUCCUCAGAUAGUUAUUGGUAAUCAAAUUUUAAUUUUAACGCUGUGGGCUUCAAGCAUGACUAUGAAUGAUUUAUCUGCAGGGCUGCAGACGCAAUGUGGAAAGGCAUAGGGGAAUAUUACUGCGUGGACGCAUCAGCACACAUGAACACUCUGGCGCAGCUCUUGUUACAAGGUAAGCUGUCACAUGAACACUCUAUUAACCAGAAAUUAAUAAUAAUAAUAAUAAUAAAGUUCAUUUCAAAAACACGCUUCAUCCCCAAAGGCUCGAAGUGCUGUACAAAGUCAACAAAAAACAAAUCUAUAAUUUACCAAAUUAGUAUGAAAUCAAUUUGUUAAUAACCAAAAUGUAUGAAGGAAUGUUGUAAUUUUGGGUUAGAAGUCUUUAAGCUUAAAGUAGGGGGCCCGUUUUAAUAAAUAAUAUGCACAUAGAGCCACAUAGACUUGAUAUUUGUAUGAUCUCAUCCAGAAGAGUAACCUAGAUAGCUUUAUCCCACUGUCACAAAUGUGGAAUGUUUAAAAGGGCUUGUUACUUCACAGGGCUGACCAAAUGUGGAAUGUUUAAAAGGGCUUGUUACUUCACAGGGCUGACCAAAUGUGGAAUGUUUAAAAGGGCUUGUUACUUCACAGGGCUGACCAAAUGUGGAAUGUUUAAAAGGGCUUGUUACUUCACAGGGCUGACCAUGUGUGGAAUGUUUAAAAGGGCUUGUUACUUCACAGGGCUGACCAAAUGUGGAAUGUUUAAAAGGGCUUGUUACUUCACAGGGCUGACCAAAUGUUUAAUAAGCCUCAUUCCAUAACUUAAAUUUUUGUAUACAAUUUAACAAUAUUUUAUAAUCAUAAAACCUAAUUUUAUAAAAAUAUUAAAUGCAAGGAUUUUUAAGAAGAUAUUUAUGUAUUUUAUUUCUUGCACAUUUGUCUUUUGUUUUUUCUAGAUGCGAAUGAACAUGUCAAAAGCACUUCAAUAAAAGGCGUAUAUUUUAGACAGUUUGAACCCAGUUCAAAGGUCAGUUUCCUGACAUAAAAAUCUGCUCUAUUUUGGAACAGAGCAAUCACAAAAAUCAUUUUAAAAGAUAGACUCUUAGACUUAAGACAUAAAUAACUUAUAUUUUUUUGAUAGCUUGUUUUAUGUAGUUUCUAUUCUUAUAUGUAUGUAGCGGGAAAAAAAAGAAGGAAUAUAUAAAUAGUGAAAAAAAACUAACACCAUUUUCCUGGACAAACCAUCAUCCUCAAGUGGAUAAAAAAAGUCACCACCUCCUGGACAAAGCAUGACGUCCACUGGAAAAAACAUGACCUUCUAUACUAGACAAAACACGACCUUCUACUAGUCAAAACACUGUCUUUUUUAAAUUGAUCACCUUUCCGCAGCUUAUGUAUCAAAAAUUUCAGUACUAAAUAUCUAGUAUAUUGUUAUGGAUAAUAGUAAAGAAACAUUAAAUUUGUUGAAACAAUGCUACAUUGGAUGAAACUAUGUUUGAAACAAUGCUACAUUGGAUGAAACAAUGUUUAAAACAAGGCUACAGUGAAUACAACAAUGUUUGAAACAAUGCUACAUUCAAUACAACAAUGUUUGAAACAAUGCUACAUUCAAUGCAUCAAUGUUUGAAACAAUGCUAGAUUUGAAUACAACAAUGUUUGAAACAAUGCUACAUUCAAUACAACAAUGUUUGAAACAAUGCUAUAUUCAAUACAACAAUGUUUGAAACAAUGCUACAUUAGAUGAAACAUUGUUUGAAAAUGAGUUAUUUCAAGCAUUUUAAAGUUUUUCUUGGCUUCUUAGGUUUAAUGUUGAAAUGUUAGAAAAAUAAUUUCUUUAAUAAAUUUCUGUUCUUCUCCAGAAUAAGUUUUCUUUGGUGGUGAGUCCCUACAUGUUGAUAGAGCAGCCAACACAACAGGACAGACUGGCACUAGUUCAAAACCUCUGGGAAAUGACAGAAGAUUACAUGGUAUAAAAAAGAACUCGGGGAGUUUUUUCUACAGAUAUAUUUAAUAGUCCACUCAUUCUGCUUGUUUUUAUAUAUAUAUAUAUAUUACCUCUGGGAAAUGACAGAAGAUUACAUGGUAUAAAAAAGAACUCGGGGAGUUUUUUCUACAGAUAUAUUUAAUAGUCCACUCAUUCUGCUUGUUUUUAUAUAUAUAUAUAUAUAUAUAUAUAUAUAUAUAUAUAUAUAUAUAUAUAAAAAAAAAUUUUUUUUUUUUUUUUUAUAUAUAUAUAUAUAUAUAUAUAUAUAUAUAUAUAUAUAUAUAUAUAAAAAAAAAUUUUUUUUUUUUUCUUACUUAACAAAUGGUCAGUGUCUCAAUAUCAAUGUUCAUCUCUGAAGUGAUCCAGAGGUUUCGCUUUCAUUAAUUAGUGAAUUAAAAUUUUUAUUAGUAUGCAGAGGUUUAAUUAAUGGAAAGAUGUGCCACCAGAUAAUGCAUAGCAAAAGAUAUUGCCAAACGCCUGAUUGUGUCAAGGUUUGGCUGUCAUUGAGUUAACAGCCUGCAUGUGUCAAUGCAUGGCUAUCGUUGAGUUAAAAUCCUGCACGUUUUUCAUCUAUGGCUAACAUAGAAUAAACAACAGCAGGAGUUUGUUUGUCUAGAGUUUCAAAUGCUGUUCACGAUUCAUGAGCAAUUGCAUGCGGUUUUAUCUUUAUGGUUAAUAAAUGUCUUUCACCCAAACGAACAGGUUCUGGUCGAAAAUGGCACAGGGGCUGGGUUUAAGCUGAUCAAUGAGGCAAGGGAAUACUUGACCCAAGUAAGCUUUUAUUUGACCUAUUUAGUCACGUUAAUAAACCAUUUUUUUUGUUGUUUUGGCAUCACAAGGUGACCAUUGUGUAGCCUUCAAAAGGUUAAGGUCACAGUGCCUUGAAUUUGUGUUAGGAGAAUAAGAUGAGGUCAGCAAAGCCCCUAUCCCCACUCAUCUGGUCAAUAGAAGGGAACAUCAGGUUUGAAUGGUACAGCUUGGAAGGGAACAUCAGGUGUGAAUGGUACAGCUUGGAAGGGAACAUCAGGUGUGAAUGGUGCAUCUUGUGAGGGAACAUCAGGUGUGAAUGGUACAACUUGGGAGGGAACAUCAAGUGUGAAUGGUGCAGCUUGGAAGGGAACAUCACAUCAGGUGUGAAUGGUGCAGCUUGGGAGGGAACAUCAAGUGUGAAUGGUGCAGCUUGGAAGGGAACAUCACAUCAGGUGUGAAUGGUGCAGCUUGGAAUGGAACAUCAGGUGUGAAUGGUGCAGCUUGGAAGGGAACAUCAAGUGUGAAUGGUGCAGCUUGGAAGGGAACAUUAAAAAAAAGUGUGAAUGGUGAAGCUUGGCACCAAGAGCGUCACAGGAAUUAAUGAAAUACCUUCUACUUCAUCUCCGGAUUUUAAUUCAGAGUUGUCCUUCUCUUAGAUUGAGUUGUCAUUCAAAGUUAACGAGUCCCAUCCACCCAGUUUUUCAGGUGUCGUUUUUGGUUAUUUGUUUUUUUGCUGGGGAUUGACCUCCAAUCCAUGUGUUUGAAAUUUACUCAUUUUUGACCUCACAGCCAUCCAUUCACCGCAAACCAUUUAAUUAAAUAAUUUUCUUUGUAACAGUAAAGUAAACAAUUAAGUGAACUUUUAAAACAAUAAACUAAGCAUUUUCAUGAGAUUCAGUGGAGAAAUUGAAUGCAUUUAUAAUUCAGAUCCUUUAGCUCAGAAGAACUGGAACAUCGCUGUUCUAGCUAGUUUUAUUCAAUCAAAAUUGGAGUUAUUUAUUCGUCAAUCUUUUUCAAGGGUUAAUCCUCUGUAACUUUGAUCAAUUUUGACAGCUUUGGAACAGCACUCCAGAUCAGCAAGGUCACGUAUUUGCACCGGUACGUAACAUUACUACAUUCACAACAGCUAAACUGUUAGUUGAGGAAAAAUUGUUAUUGCAGGUGUUUCCUUUUGCCAUCUUUUUGCCCUUGAUCCAUUUGUAAAGCAAUUUAACAGACAAGCAGUCAUGGGAUUCCUUGCUGACCAAUCAGAGGAAACCCAUUGAGGCUUGUCAAGACUUGGGCCGUUUCAUAAGAAAUGCUCCUUACUGAACAUUUUAUACAUUUGAGCCUUUAAGCCUUCCUCCACAUCACCACCAUAAAAAAUCUCAUCAGUGCUUGAGGUUUGUCCCUGUGUCUGCAGUUUUCAACAUUAUUUAUUUAGUUACUGGGAUCCUGUGAUGCAUCAGUUUGGGUGUGUUUGUAAGGAAAGAGCAGCCUCCAAUGAUUCUUCUAACAGUAAUAAUAAGUUUUUUUGGGAUGUUGUUCAAGUUGUCGCAUUCACUUGGCAGACGAGGUCACUCUUUCUGUUUUUAUGUUCCUGCGUUUUUAUUCCUUUAAUGGAAAUCUGGCAGCACGCUGGUUGGGAAGAACCACCCUAGAAAAUCAACUUGUUACAAUAAAUUCAUAAAACUGUUCUAUGUUAGUUAACAUUUCAAUGUCAUGUCGCUUGAGUUAAGAUGUUUUUAUUAAUUAGUCUAAAUAAAUCUCAUUGAAAUUUGAUUAAGUGCAUGGUAUUGUAAUCCUCAGUGUCCACAUGACCGGCCCUGCCCUAGAGUUGCCAUAAAUCAACUUUGUCUCACCAAGUGUGUUGUUAAUGAGCCAGACUUUGCUGCAAGUAAAUCCGUACGUAUAAAAGAAUUUUUUAAUCAAAUUUGGAAAUACUGGGUUAUUAGAAAUGUUGUGUACAUUUGCUGGGGAGUGGGGGGGAUCUUGGUAGAAAGCAUGUACAUUUACUGAGACAAAAAAAUAAUAGUUCUGCAAUAUUUAUCUUGGAAUUCUGACAUUCCAUAAGUAACCUAUUAAUAUAUCUAAUGCUAUAAAAAUAUCAUGCAGUGUUUAGUAAUUGUUGUCUUACUGUUAUUUUGUUUUGUUUUCACAAGUGAACACGAUAGAUAUCACAAUAGUAGUACGGUAGCAACAGUAAUAUUUAGUCCACUAUUUGCCUUUGAAGCCAUCAUGAACGUCACACAUAUUUUGUGAAACAAAUUAGAUACCUGUACCACACUUUAAUCACACUUUAUCAAAAAAUCAUGGACCCCGACACACAUUUUUAAAGGAAGUGUGUGGGGAUCCAUGAAUUUUUUAUAAAGUGUAAUUUUGUCAGGUAUGGACUCAGAUGAUGAAUGUGGUAGCUAGAGACUGACCGAAAGUGAUUUUCUGAUUUUUGCCGAAACUACACCGGAAGUUAAAAAUGACUUUGGGCCCAAACCAAAGCCAAAAGCUUAACGAGACUUAACCCUAACCCUAAACCUUUCAAAAUUCGUUCAUGCACAUAUUCUGCGUACAUCGAAAAAUGAUGGGAGAAAGUACUAAUAUUUACAUUCUUUUUAUAAAAUUAGAUGAUCGUGAAUAUUAAUAAAUAAACAUCUAUUGAAUACUUUGGCUUUUAACAUUUUAAUAUAAAAUUAAUUUAAAUUUCUUAAAAAUGUAUUUUAAAGUAGUAUGGUAAAAGAAAAUUUGGAUGGUGGGGUGGGAUAUUCAUGCAAAAUAGACCCUUGAGUGCCCUUUGCUUUUAUCAUAUACAUACGAAAGCUACCUAGACACACAUAUCUACAAUAAUUAUUGUAAUUAUUGUGGCUCAAAUAAAGCCAAUUGUCACCUAAAUAUCAGUUAUUAAGGCGUUAAAAAUAUCACCACAAUAUUUUGCGAUUAUCGUCAUACUAACAGACCUGUUUACUCUUACGAUUUUGGCGUACAAUGUACGAUUUUAAGGUGUAUACAUGUUUAUACUGUACUGUUUAUAUUUUACAAUUAAGAUAAUGUUUUAAACGAUUUUGUGAUGAUAUUGUACGAUUUGAAGAGUUUGAGGGUAAACAGGUCUGUACUAAUGCUUUGCAUUUUCAUAAAUAGCUGGCUGGAAAUAGCUGUAGAAAUAUUUAGCCUAGUCACUUGUCUUUCCAUGCUGGUGGCGUAAUUAUUUUGUUCAGCGACCGACCUCCCUUUUCCAUUGGUAGGGGAAAAAUAAAUUUUUAACUCGGUCUCUUAAAAUUGUUGUUCUGACGAGUCUCGACAGAGAAUCUCAAAAAACAUUUAAAUUGGUCGCCAAAGACAUAAAAAUAAACAGGUCUGCAGUUACAUAAUUAUUAUAUGCACCCGUGAUACAUACACAUGUGCGUUAUUUCCUCAAUAACAAUAUUUAGGAACAUGAUAAUGAUGAAUUUCAAGAAAUGAAUCAAUUGAAAUGCCAGUUUCCUUAAUUUUAAUUUUCAACAAAAAACCCCCCAAAUAUAAUGGAAAUAUUACCAUUCCCUGGGAUCAUUCAAUAUUAUUCACUUUUGCCUAUGACAUCAUUGAUGAGCAUAAUUAUGAUAAAUCAAAAUGAAUAUUUAUUUAUUUAUUUAUUUAGGCAUUUUUAUAUAGCGCUUAUCAUAAAGCUCUAAGCGCUUUACAAUUAUUAAAACAUGUAAACUAAGUAAAUACAAAUGAGACACUAGGAUAGUAACUGCUAUUCUAUAGAAACAAUGAAAAUGGCUGUAAAACGAGGACACUUUGACACUUCAGGAUCAACCCGAAACAGAAAAUGAGGCAGGGCAAGGAGGGUGCAUCACAGGUCAUAGGCGGACCUAAACAGAUGAGUUUUAAGGGACUUUUUGAAAAUGGACGAGGUUUCACUAUGACGUAUAUGGAAGGGGAGCUGGUUCCAGAAUGUGGGCCCAUGGAAGCAGAAGGAGCGUUCACCGAUGGUCUUAGUUUUAGUUCUUGGGAUUGAGAGGGUUCUACUAUCACAAAUGAAGGAAUUGAAUAAACCUAGGGCUCCAAAUUUUAUUUUUGUAAAAACUAAAACCAAAAUAAUGAUAUAAAUAUUACCAUUCCAUUAGUUUUUAUUCCAAAAAACUAUAUACAUUUGCUUAGGCAAAAUUGAAAUUUCUUUUUUGAAAUGAAGGACAAGUAGGUCAUCAUGCAGCUGUGAGCAGUUUUCGCAGAGUAUAGGUCAUAUGACAUAUGAUGAAAGAAAGAUGUCGAGCAAUAAUGGAUAUAUUGGAUUGCCAGCCUAGAGACAGAUGGACAGUCUGACUUCUGGUAGAUGACUGAAAACCUCAACCACUUUCAGCCGAAACCAAAAUUUAACCGAAAGUUAACUUUAUGUUUUGGCCGAAACCGAAACUAGGCCAAAAAUGAUCGAAUGGCAAGCCGAAGCCAAAAUUCGGUUGAUAUCUAGUGUUAACAAUCUUAUAUGUAAAUAGUGAUACUCAAUCAGUUCAUUAAGCUAAUUAUAGUAAUACAGAUUCCUGUAUUCAUAUGAACUUAAAUGAAAUAAAAAUUGUCUUUGUGUACAAAGAAAGUGAGUUAACUAUCUAAUACUAAUAACAUUGUGUGCAACAUUCCAGGGGAAAAACAAUAUGUGGGUAUGAGUUGUUUUUUUUCAGAUAGAAUGUGUUAAAUCUAAGAGUGUAGUAGAGGGCUGUGUGUACUCAAUUAUUUCUAUGUGGAUAAAAAGUGUUAAAUCUAAAAGUGUAGCAGAGGGCUGUGUUGAUAAAAAGUGUUAAAGCUAAGAGUGUAGUAGAGGGGUGUGUGUAUUCUUUGUGGGUAAAGUGUUAACUCUAAGAGUAGUAGAGGGCUGUGUGUACUCCAUUAUUUCUAUGCGAAUAAAAAGAGUUGAAUCUAAAAGUGUUGUAGCGGACUUAGUCUAUUCUUUGUGGGUAAAGUGUUAAAUCUAAAAGUGUAGUAGAGGCUGUGUGUAUGCAGUCAAUGAGCCUCAGUAUGGCAGCAUGUUAUGAGCAGUGCAGUUAGCGAUACUGGAGCGAAUAUCAAGCACCCUAGUAAGGAUUGGGUUAUUUAAAAUAAAAAAAAAUGUAACAAUACCAUUAUCCAUUUGUCUUAUUUUUGUUAUUUUCAAAGAAUGAAAAGGAAAAACGGUUUGAAAAGUAUACCUAUCUUAUUCUGAAGAAAGGAACCAGACAAGAAGGUAUAUAUUUUAAAUUUAGCUUUUUUUUUUUAAUAUGCUUUCAAACAUUUAUUUUUAUUUUUUUCCACCUUGAAAUUUUAAUGUUGAAAUUAUCUUAGGAAUUUAUCUUUCUUUGGGACACCUUUGUUUGUUAAUAUGAUAAUUAUUAACUCCCAGCAGCUCCAGGUAAUUCCUAAAUACAAUUAAGUUGGGAGUCAUAGGGUAUGUCUGAGGGGGUAUCCAAAAGAAAUUGAUGCUAAAAAGGGCUCAGUGAAUCAAAGAGGUUGGGAACCACUGCUUUCUGCACUAAAAAGUGACUAUGGGAUAUAAAUAUAUAUAUUUUUUGCUUGAGACUUGACAUUAAAAUGAUUUUUAUCUCAUGAUCAGUGGCAUCAUGGCCCAGAGUAGUGGAACAGAUCAAAGCACAGAAGCACACACACUGCCACUUGUGUCUCCCAUCUGGGGAGUUGCAGCACAUCAUUAUAUCUAAAGGGAAGUUUGAAAGGUGGGUGUCUUAUCAAAAGCUAACUACUUAUGAUUGGUGAGAUGCGGCAGGAUUGAACGAUGAGAUAUUGUUGGGUUCCGGGCAUGGUUAUAAGCGGGUUCUGGUCUUGUUGGGGUUGUGAGAAUUAUUGCAGGUGUGUUGAGGGAAUUAUUGCAGGCGGGUCCUGGGAAUUUUCACUGAUGGAUUCUGAGAAUUUGCACAUAUUGGUUCUAGGAAUUUUGUAAAGGUGGGUUCUGGGUUAUAGUGUGUGUGUAUGUGGGGGGGGGGGGUUUUUUAGUAUUUUUUACAUGUGGGUUGUGGGAAUUUUAGGAGGGGGAUUUUGGCUUGGGAUUUUUUAUUGCAGGCGGGUCCUGGGAAUUUUCACUGAUGGAUUCUGAGAAUUUGCACAUAUUGGUUCUAGGAAUUUUGUAAAGGUGGGUUCUGGGUUAUAGUGUGUGUGUAUGUGGGGGGGGGGGUUUUCUAGUAAUUUUUACAUGUGAGUUAUGGGAAUUUUAAGAGGUGGAUUUUGGCUUAGGAUUUAAGGGGGUUCUAGGGUAGGGAUUCUUACAGGUGAGUUCUUGAAACUGUUACAGUUUGAUUAUUGCUUAUCAAUAAAUAUUGAUUAUUUACGGCCUCUCAAAUUUUAGAGUAAGUCAUUAAUGAAAAGGCAGUUGUUUAUUUAUUUUUAAUGAUCUUAGUUUCAGUUUCUGAUCUCUGUUUUAUCUAGGCAUCUGUAUAAAUGUGCCCGGAAUAUCGAGCAAGGGGACUUUCUACCUGUGUCGCUCUCCAGGCAUUCAGAGACUCAAGCAGAAACUCAGCCUGAAUGUGUCACAACUGACACCGAGAAGUCAUCGUAAUCAAAACUAUGACUAUUUGAAUCUCAAUGUCCCUUGAGUUCCAUUGGAUGUCAUUGAAUUUUUUGAUCACCUAAAAAAAUGUACCCUUAAAGUUAAAGUUCGGACUCUUCCUUCAAACUGUAGUAUGAAUUAAGAUUGAAAAAAUUGUCAUGGUAAAAGUAGACUGACUGAUUAUAUCAUUAAAGUUCCCAAGACUAUUCGUAAUGCUAAAAUAAAUUUAGUUUAACUUGAAAGAUAAUGUUUGAGUCAUGACUCUGGAAAUCUGGCCAAGCACUCAUGGCUUAUUCAAACGGAUUAUUUGAGGUCUUUUGUCUUAUUUAUAACAGCUUCAGAACUUUGCCGUUCAGCUAUAUAGCAGUAUUUGUUUUUGUGUACCGGAAUGUUAAAGUCCUGGAAAAGUUAUGACAUCACAUAGAGGGAUGGGCUGGAUUGUUGUGAUGGCAACAUUUGUUAGGGGAACAAAAGGAGGGAGGUAUAAAAGAUUAGUAAAAAAAAUUUCAUACUUGACUUUGUACAUUUAAAUUUUUUGCAAUAAUUUGUAUGAGAUUUUUGGCACUAAAGCGGCUAAAAUGAUAUAGACUUUCUACUUCUUUGUUUGUGUUUUGUUAGUCAUUGAAUUAAUUUUUAAUAAGAAUAUCACCAUGUAUAUUUUUUAUGGUGUUUCCUUAACCGAACUAGCAAGGAACAAGCUCUAAGCAAUAAUCCUUUUAUUUAUUACUAAAUCAUAGGUAACACAGGUAAUCAUUGUUUUCCAAUCCAUCCACCAUACUCAUCUGUCCUCCAAUUCAAAUCUACCAUCCUCCAAUGUCUUCUAAUCCACCUACCAUCCUCCCCUGUCCUUCAACCCAGCUACCAUCCUCACCUGUCCUUCAAUCCAGCUACCAUCCUCACCUGUCCUUCAAUGCACCUACCAUCCUCACCUGUCCUUCAAUCCAGCUAACAUCCUCACCUGUCCUUCAAUGCACCUACCAUCCUCACCUGUCCUUCAAUCCAGCUAACAUCCUCACCUGUCCUUCAAUCUGCCCACCAUCCUCACCUGUCCUUCAAUCCAGCUACCAUCCUCACCUGUCCUUCAAUCAGCCUACCAAUCAUCCCCUGUCCAAUUCACCUACAUCUUUAAAAACUACAACAUUCCAACUGUCACACCUUUUCUCCUCCUCAACCCCUUGUUGAAUCAUUGAAUGGAAUUCCAAUGGAAGACCAGAGAUUUAAAAAAAACUAAUACUAAUAUCAAUACAUUUCUGAUGGAGCAAUCUGGCAGUUCCCUGUGGUCUGAACAAUCUGGAAGUACGCUGAACAAUCCAGAAUUGUGCUGAACAAUCUGGAAGUUGCCAAACUAUCUGGAAGUGGCCAAACAAUCUGGAAGUAUGCAGAACAAUCUCAAAGUGUGCAGAACAAUCCAUAAGUGUGCAGAACAAUCCCUAAGUAUGCAGAACAAUCCAUAAGUGUGCAGAACAAUCCCUAAGUAUGCAGAACAAUCCAUAAGUGUG